AUGUUGGGCCCUUCUGAUCGCCUUGUACCGUGGGUAAUCCUGUUCGAUCGAUCGGGGUGUCCGGUUGGGGCACAGCUGCUGCUCGCAGGUGAGGAUAAGGGUGUCAGGACCAUCUGGGAUGUAGACAUCAACAAGGUCCUGAGAGUCGAAUGCGUGAACUUGGCCUUGACAGGCAGCCACGAUGGAUGGGGGGAGGACGGGGAGGAACCUAAGCCACGCGUCCGUGAGGACAAGUACCGCCCACUGAAGUGCAGGUACUGA
Molecule: messenger RNA, 261 nt
Organism: Postia placenta MAD-698-R-SB12
Lineage: Eukaryota; Fungi; Basidiomycota; Agaricomycetes; Polyporales; Adustoporiaceae
Exons: 2
Coding region: 1-261 (86 amino acids)
Source: RefSeq, a predicted model, not a curated record